Messenger RNA from Aspergillus fumigatus Af293, 1494 nucleotides. NCBI's taxonomy places the organism in Eukaryota, Fungi, Ascomycota, Eurotiomycetes, Eurotiales, Aspergillaceae. The record is from RefSeq and is a predicted model, not a curated record.
AUGCAGUACAUCCCCUUCCUGAUCUCGGGGCUGGUCCCUGUUGCGCUAUCAAAGUCCCUUUUCGAAGCGACGAGCAACACCAGGAUUGAUGGGAAUGAUAUCGCCGCCAUCUUCGGUCCGGUCUUGACACCAGAGGCCCAUAUCUUCCUCCCCUCCGACGGUGACUACGACGAUAAUGUGAUGGCUCGAUGGUCGACAUUCAACGACCCGUCCUACGUCGCCACUGUUAAGCCUGCGACGGAGACAGAUGUCCAAGCAAUUAGAGAAUAUCAGGUUUCCACUGCUGCCUCGCACAAUAUAACUUUUUUCGCAACUGGUGGCGGACACGGCGUAAAGUUGAACUUUGGCAAUGUGCAAAAUGCCAUAAAUAUCGAAUUGAGCCUGCUUGACUUCAUCGAUCUGGACCUUGACAAUGAGGUGGUCACCAUCGGACCCGGGGUGGAAAAUGCCCAGCUUUAUGACCUUCUGUCCUCCGUGGGGAAAGAGACCGCACUAACUGGCGAGCGCUGCGUCAACACCAUCGGCCCUACGCUUGGGGGAGGGUUGGGGCCCCUCUACGGCAUUCGUGGCCCGCAGGUAGAUUCUCUUGUGUCCGCUCGCUUGGUAACAGCUUCCGGGGAUGUGAUAACUGUCUCCAGGAGCGAGAAUCGAGAUCUCUUCUGGGCUAUCAGGGGUGCUGGUGCGAACUUUGGUAUCGUCACGUCGGCCACCUACAGGAUCUACGACCAGACCAAUGGUGGAAUGGCUGUGUCCGCCCAGUUUGCCUUCGCGCCUGCCGUCAAUCGCUCGGUAUUCGAUCUGAUGGAAUCCAUGAAUGAUGAGUAUCCCCCGGGGAUGUCUGGGGGGAUGAUACUCAGCUAUAAUCAUACAACCAACGAGCCCUCGGUCCAAUGGAAUCUCUUGUUCAUGGGGUCCAAUGAAGAUGCCCAGCCGUGGCUCGACAAGAUCCAGGCCCUGGGUCCGAUCGACUCGAGUAUCCGCAACGUCCCGUGGCAUCGCAGGGAUGAACCCGAAGUGCCAUAUUGUGAGAGAGGACAACACUAUAUCCUUUACAACCUGAACCUCAGAAGAACAGAUGCAGCCACUUUGCAGUCCUACUUCGAUAGCUUCGUCGACUUCUCCUCCAAAAACCCCUGGUUCGAUUGCGAUCUCAUGUAUGAACGGCAGGCGACCGACGCCGCGCUGGCAGUGCCUCUUAGCGAGAGGGGAGUAGGGCCAUGGCGGGACAGUAAAAUCAAUGCAAACUUUCUCGUGGUGACCCCUUCCGAAGAGUAUGAUGAAGCUGCUGAUGCCUUCGUGCGACCAUUUAUGGAUCGAUUCCAGGCAGUCAUGGGCUUCGACACUCUCCAUGUGUACGUCAACGAGGCGCUGGGUGACGAAGGUCCCGCGUCAUGGUAUGGGGAGGAAAACCUCCCGAGACUUGUUGCGCUGAAACAACAAUGGGACCCGGAAAAUAAAUUUGGUGCCGGGGCUCCGAUUCCGUUGAGUCUGUAG